AUGAAAGUACACAUACGAAAUUGGCACGGCGUGGCGACGUGGCACUGGAAAGCUGCUCACAGUGAAGGCGGCGACGAACUAUGUGGAAUCUGCCGUGUUCCUUUUGACGGAACAUGCCCUAACUGUAAGUUUCCAGGCGACGACUGUCCUUUGGUGCUAGGCAAAGGAUGUACACAUAACUUCCACCUCCAUUGCAUACACCAGUGGCUAGAGCAAGAUUCGUCUCGAGGUUUGUGCCCGAUGUGUCGACAGACGUUUAUAGCACAGACUGUGGAGGGCGUGGGGACUGAACAGGCGUUGGAGGACCUACGUACGUUGGUGAAUAGGCACCAGGCGCAGAGAGAGCAGGGUAGUACUAGUGGAGAGUAUGAAGCUUUUAGUGAGUUGAGCUAG
Molecule: messenger RNA, 393 nt
Organism: Candidozyma haemuli
Lineage: Eukaryota; Fungi; Ascomycota; Pichiomycetes; Serinales; Metschnikowiaceae
Product: anaphase promoting complex subunit 11
Exons: 1
Coding region: 1-393 (130 amino acids)
Biological process (GO): anaphase-promoting complex-dependent catabolic process; protein ubiquitination; positive regulation of mitotic metaphase/anaphase transition
Cellular component (GO): anaphase-promoting complex; nucleus
Molecular function (GO): zinc ion binding; cullin family protein binding; ubiquitin protein ligase activity
Source: RefSeq, a predicted model, not a curated record